Babesia ovata is the source of this 1548-nucleotide messenger RNA. Its product is annotated as DEAD box polypeptide DDX3X. Lineage: Eukaryota; Apicomplexa; Aconoidasida; Piroplasmida; Babesiidae. Gene Ontology annotation, cellular component: nucleus. The record is from RefSeq and is a predicted model, not a curated record. Gene Ontology annotation, molecular function: ATP binding; RNA helicase activity; RNA binding. The transcript is spliced from 2 exons. Bases 1 to 1548 code for a protein of 515 amino acids.
AUGCUGGCUCCUACCAGCGCCGCGACCGUUUCGGGGACCGCAACUCCGGAGGUCAGCGCGAAAGAGGGUCAUACCCCUCCCCAUGGGCUACCAGAAAUGGGAGGAGGUACCAGAAGGAGUCGGAGGAAGAUGUGUUCGGUGAUAUGGAAACCUGCACUCACGCGGGCAUCAACUUCGCCCGUCGAAGAUUUUGAAACUGGCAUCCACGAGUUGCUUAUGGUCAACAUCCGCCGCGUUAACUACACUAGACCAACCCCGAUCCAGAAGCAUUCGAUCCCCGUCAUUAUGGCGGGACGCGACCUGAUGGCGUGCGCGCAGACUGGUUCUGGAAAGACGGCGGCGUUUCUGUUGCCUAUCUGCACGGCGAUGCUCAGAGACGGCCCCCCUGAGGCCAGCUCUUACGGGAACCGCAUUGCCAUGCCCGUGUGUCUAGUUCUGUCGCCGACUCGUGAGUUGGCCAUGCAGACGUUCAACGAGGCACGCAAGUUCAUCUACGCCACCGGAAUCCGUGCGGUUGUGUUGUAUGGAGGCAGCGAGGUUCGCAAACAAAUGUUCGAUUUAGAACGCGGCUGUGACAUUUGUGUGGCAACGCCCGGUCGUCUGGCUGACUUCAUUGAGCGUUGCAAGGUCGAGCUCAAAUGUGUGAAGUAUCUGGUUUUGGACGAAGCUGAUCGCAUGCUUGAUAUGGGUUUCGCACCCCAAAUCCGAAACAUCGUGAACAACAGGUCCAUGCCUCAGGUGGGAAGACAAACCGUGAUGUUCAGCGCUACGUUUCCCAAAGAGAUUCAGCAGCUGGCACGCGAUUUCUUGCAUGAUUACCUCUACUUGGCGGUUGGUCGCGUCGGGUCGACGAACGAGUUCAUUCGCCAGCGCCUGCUGUACGCUGACGAGGAGCAGAAGAAUCGCUACCUCGUUAAGCUUCUCAGGGAAAACGCAAAUGGCCUCGUGCUGAUAUUCGUGGAGACGAAAAGGCGCGCGGAUACUAUCGAGGCUUUCUUACUGAGAGAAAACUUCAUGGCAGUCAACAUUCACGGUGACCGCAGUCAACAGGAUCGUGAGGAGGCGUUGCGCCUGUUCAAGACUGGCGAACGCCCCAUUCUGGUGGCUACUGAUGUGGCUGCCAGAGGACUGGAUAUCAACAAUAUCACCCACGUGAUAAACUGCGACCUGCCGACCAACAUCGAUGACUAUGUGCACCGCAUCGGUCGUACCGGUCGCGCGGGUAACGUAGGCAUUGCCACGUCGCUGGUCAACGAGACCAAUCGCGGAAUCUUGAGAGAUUUGCUUGCCUUGCUGGAAGAAGCCAACCAGGAGGUUCCUCAGUGGUUCCAAAAAAUGGUGACCGCUCAAGCAUUCUCCUCAGGUAGCCGUGACCACGGCAAGCGCUCAUCAGGCGGGAAGUUCAGCCGCCAGUUCGUUUCUCGCGAUGUGCGCGGCCACACUGAGUCCGUUACGUUCAACCAGGGGACCAAAGGUCGUGGAAAUAACGGAUACUCGCAGCAGGGCAAGAGCAGCGGUUUCCACGAAGCGGACGACGAGUGGUGGUGA